Molecule: messenger RNA, 2455 nt
Organism: Corythoichthys intestinalis (scribbled pipefish)
Lineage: Eukaryota; Metazoa; Chordata; Actinopteri; Syngnathiformes; Syngnathidae
Gene: csnk1e
Product: casein kinase 1, epsilon
Exons: 11
Coding region: 319-1668 (449 amino acids)
Biological process (GO): positive regulation of canonical Wnt signaling pathway; endocytosis; positive regulation of proteasomal ubiquitin-dependent protein catabolic process
Cellular component (GO): nucleus; cytoplasm
Molecular function (GO): protein serine/threonine kinase activity; ATP binding
Source: RefSeq, a predicted model, not a curated record
AAUGGUAAAACCCACGUCCCCACUUGGCGUUUAACAUGUUUUACUUUUGCUUUAUGACGUAUGAAGGCGCUUAAUUGUCUUCAACAAAAACCUACGUUCUGUUUGAACGCCCCUGCUGCUUCAUUCAUUUUGAAAGGGAUGACAUCAUAGUCGUUUGGCGGUGUUUAAAGUGGGAGGGUGAGAGGAGGAGGUGGAAGAAGAAGAGGAGGAGGAAAGUCGAGGGACACUCGCUCUUUUCCAACCCGCACGGCGACACCGUGACAGCGGCUAAAUCUUCGGAAGGAAGCUCCCGAGUCUUGCCGGGAGGAUGAACCGCCAAUGGACGUCGCUGUCCAGGGCCCCCGAGUGAGACGAAGCAUCAUCGGCCCGGUGAGCUCAUCGAGUGAGUCGGAGCGGUCGGCAGCCAUGGAGUUGAGAGUGGGAAACAAGUACCGCCUUGGGAGGAAGAUAGGGAGCGGAUCCUUUGGAGAUAUUUAUCUCGGUUCCAACCUGGCCACGGGGGAGGAAGUGGCCAUCAAGCUAGAAUGCGUCAAGACCAAACACCCGCAGCUCCAUAUUGAGAGUAAAUUCUACAAGAUGAUGCAAGGAGGAGUGGGUAUUCCGUCCAUUAAGUGGUGCGGAGCUGAGGGGGACUACAAUGUGAUGGUGAUGGAGCUGCUGGGGCCCAGUUUGGAGGACCUGUUCAACUUCUGCUCCAGGAAGUUUAGCCUGAAAACUGUCCUGUUGCUGGCUGAUCAAAUGAUCAGCAGGAUCGAAUACAUCCACCUGAAGAACUUCAUUCACAGAGACGUGAAACCCGACAACUUCCUGAUGGGACUCGGCAAAAAGGGCAACCUCGUCUAUAUCAUAGACUUUGGCCUGGCCAAGAAAUACCGCGACGCCCGAACGCACCAGCACAUCCCUUACCGAGAGAACAAAAAUCUCACUGGCACCGCCCGUUACGCCUCCAUCAACACCCACCUGGGAAUCGAACAAUCGAGGCGAGACGACCUGGAGUCUCUGGGCUACGUCCUCAUGUACUUCAACCUGGGCUCGCUGCCGUGGCAGGGCCUCAAAGCCGCCACAAAGAGGCAAAAGUACGAACGCAUUAGCGAGAAGAAAAUGUCGACUCCCAUUGAGGUGCUUUGCAAGGGCUACCCCUCUGUGUUCUCCACCUACCUGAAUCUGUGUCGCUCCCUGCGUUUCGACGACAAGCCGGACUAUUCGUAUCUGAGGCAACUCUUCAGGAACCUUUUCCAUAGACAGGGCUUCUCUUACGACUACGUCUUUGACUGGAGCAUGCUCAAAUUUGGGGCCAGCAGGACGGCGGAAGAUGGAGACAAAGAACGGAAGGAGGAUAAGGAUGAAGAAGAGCGAGCGGGAGAAGGUCAAAGAGUCGCCGGGGGUCGGGCUUUGCCGUCCGGACCCAAACCGUCGGCGGCGAAUCGGGUCAAGAACGAAGCGGACGUCAUUCCGUCGAAAGUGAUCACGCGCGGCGUCCAGCCGUCAGGGAACCGCUCCCCUCAGGCGGGUCGAGCAGAACGGGUGGAACGAGAGCGCAAAGUGGCCAUGAGGCUUCACCGGGGCGCCCCCGCCAACUUGUCCUCCGGCGAUCUUUCCACACGCAUCGACCAAUCGCGCAUCACGACGUCGCAGGUCAGUGUGCCAUUUGAACAUUUAGCAAAGUGACUUCUUCCUGACUGGACUUCUGCUCAGAGGCAGGAACCCCUCGACUUUCAAAAUGAUGAAUGAAAGCAUGAGUGAAGAAGGAUGCGUUGCAGAUGCCUCAACAGGGAGGUCAGUGGUGUCCAGAAGGAGCCAAAGUAACGCUUCAAUGAUGGAAACCAGUGGGCCACAAUUAAAAAAAAAAACUUCAACAGUACUGGUGUGCAGUUUGGAUGCAUAACCGCGAAUCUCGUCGAUUCCAAAGGCUUAACUCACAAAAAAAAAAAACACAUCCGAUUGCACAAACUUUCAGGUUUCUGUGGUUUACAGUUGUCAUAAACUACAAUGUAACGCUAAUGUUAAGGAGUUAAACAUGCUGCAUAUUGACGUCUUUCGUAUAAAAAUAUUAACGACCAGCGUGGCGGUGACGACAUAUACCAUUUGUGUGUUUAGGCCGUUUCUUAGAAAUAGUCUAAAAAAUGUCUGUCUGUCCUGAUUGUACGGUAGUUUUCCAUCGCGCUGCUUUGCCUCUCAAUUGAAAAAUUGACAUGAAAUGUACUAAAAGAGAGUCCUCUUGGAGUGGACAAUGUGAAAAGAGAAUGAAGAGUGAAUGCUACGACUCCUUGUUUUAAGGUGUCAUUUGAACAAUCUUGCUAAUGUACUGUACUGUAUAUGUUUUUUUUUUUUUUUUUGUACAUACAGUAAGUUUUGUUUCGGCAAAAUGUAAAUGACAUUAGAAUGUACCAGAUACUUAUAAAGUCAAACACAAAUUAUCUUAUAAAGGCUGAUGUCCUCAUCUACUGUGUCCUGU